Dunckerocampus dactyliophorus (ringed pipefish) is the source of this 5760-nucleotide messenger RNA. RefSeq names its product protein phosphatase 1, regulatory subunit 9A (gene ppp1r9a). Gene Ontology annotation, cellular component: dendrite; postsynaptic density; actin cytoskeleton. The transcript has 20 exons. The record is from RefSeq and is a predicted model, not a curated record. Gene Ontology annotation, biological process: neuron projection development; actin filament organization; calcium-mediated signaling. The coding region runs from base 640 to 3990 and encodes 1116 amino acids. Gene Ontology annotation, molecular function: actin filament binding. NCBI's taxonomy places the organism in Eukaryota, Metazoa, Chordata, Actinopteri, Syngnathiformes, Syngnathidae.
GCAGAAGCUGCGUGCUGCUAUUUGUGCCAGACUGCAGCCCACCGCGCAGGCAGCCAGCAGCUUAUCGGACCAAACCAUUCCAGCUCUCCAGGUUGUAACACCUGCAAACACCAGGCGCAAUACUAAAAGAAAAACAAGUUAUAUUGCGGAUACAGGUGCCUACUUUGAGAUACCGCGGAAGUAUUUGGGACGCUGCCGCCCUGUGGACGCUGCAGCCGGAGAAGCUACGGCGACGAUGCGCGUCCAAGCUGCGCCGGUACCCCCACCGUGAGAGCGGCAGCAUCACACACCGCCUGCAAUGGCGCUGUAGCCGCUUCCAAGUGUGUUCAAACGGCUCCGUAGUCAACUGAGACUCUUUAAAAAACGUGGGCUCGAAAUGUUCGUUUGGAAAGGUUCUGCAGCGAGAGCGUUGGAGUGUUGCUUUGUGCACAUCUAGGUGCUUUCACUUCAUGUGCAUCACGCGUCAACCGGAGCCGAAGCCAUGACUGUCUGAGCAGUCCUGAAAGAAUUCAAAAAGGACCUAAAAUCGAUUGGACCAGCUUUGGCAGCACUGCAGUAGGUCAAACAAGGCCGCUCACUCCUGCGUUCUAAUGAGGCCACGGCGAUGCUGACACCCCCACUGAAUUCCAAGACAUCAUCAUGCUGAAGACGGAGGCCACGGCGGAGAGGACCAGCCUCCGGAGUGCCUCCCCUCACCGCAAUGCCUACCGGGCUGAGUUUCAGGCUCUCAAGAAGGCUUUCGACCAGCCUCAAAUCGAUGGAAACGGCAAGCCGAAGGACCUUGAACGAGUGAAACAACCGAGGGGCCGUCAGUAUGGCACGCAUGUCAGCCGCAUUAAAGACAUGUUCAUGCAGAUGGGCUCUGAGAGUGCCACCGGCAAGACAAGGGGUCAGGAUGAGUCCUCACCCCAGAAGCUGGUGAAGCCCACUAACUUCAUUAACAAGGCUGAUGGAUCUGUGAUAAAACUCCAGCAUUCCUCAUCAGCUGAACGGGUAGGGGGUGCCGGAGCAAAGUUCUCUGAAACCAGGAAGUUGUUUGAGCAGCAGUCACGUGACCAGUCCCAAUCACCAGUCUAUCCCUACGCACGUGACAAAAGAGGUUCCCAUGAGCACCUUGAUGAUUGGCGAGGUGCGAGGUCCAACAGAGGCAGUACGGACUCGCUGGACUCACUGUGCUCCAGAACGGAGGCUUCGUCGCCGACUGUUAGCCAACUUAGUGCUGUUUUUGAAAAUGCCGACCAACAGAACCAGGGUAUGCCCUUCAGAGGAGUCAGCAGACGGGCCUUGUACUCACCGGACGGGUUCCAUCGCCAAGGAGGGGAUCUGAGUGAGGACGACGCACGACAAUCGCCAAUACGUGGAACUUACCGCAACAGGAUAGGGGGUAAAUUCCCCACGUCGUUGUCUGCCGAGGACCUCCUGAGUCCGAGUCCUGGGGUGGAGACUGCAGAGCGAAAGCCAGUCCUACGAGACAAGGAAGACAAAGCUGGUAGGAGGCAACUUUCUGGUGCCACCACCAAUGGAAGCCAGGUUAAUGGCUCGUGUGAUGAGGAGGAGAACACCUCAGCAACAAGACAAUAUAUCGAGGAGGAUAUUGACGGCUCAACUACUGCAAAUGAUGAUGUGAUUAGCAACAAACAUUUUAAGGAUGCAACCCCUGAGGCCACCCCAACUUCUCCAGCUGGCCAAGAGGAUCUUACCAGAGACGACAAGUCUACGGAAUCACCCAAAGAAGAAGUGGAGGAACCCGAUGAGGACUACGCCGGGAAUGAGCGGGUGAUUUUUAACGCCGACGGCGACGCGUGUUACCAGGGUUGGGGGGAAAGUUGCACUGACCCCGAGGACGACCUAUAUGGAGAUGAUGAAGAUAUUGUCUACGACCCAGGCUCCGAUAUGACACAGAUUCCUGGUCUGCCGGAGGAAAACAAAGACGACAUCCCUGCAAAGAGGAAAAUCUGCUUCAGCACUGCUCCUAUUACAGUGUUCAACACCUACUCCAAUGAGGAUUAUGACCGGCGUAACGAAGAGGUGGAUCCUGUGGCUUCCUCAGCGGAAUACGAACUGGAGAAGAGAGUGGAGAAGCUGGAGCUCUUCCCUGUGGAGCUGGAGAAAGAUGACGACGGCUUGGGGAUCAGUAUCAUCGGGAUGGGUGUCGGUGCUGAUGCAGGCCUGGAGAAGCUGGGCAUCUUCGUCAAAACUGUCAUCGAGGGCGGCGCUGCCGAGAGGGACGCCAGGAUCAAGGUGAACGAUCAGAUCGUAGAGGUGGAUGGGACCAGCCUGGUGGGCGUCACACAGAGUUUCGCCGCCUCCGUCCUGAGGAACACAUCAGGAGCUGUACGGUUUGUCAUUGGCCGAGAGCGACCGGGCCAGCAGAGCGAGGUGGCCACGCUCAUCCAGCAGACCCUGGAGCAGGAGAGGCGACAGCGAGAGCUCCUAGAGCAGCAGUACGCUCACUACGACGCUGAUGAUGAUGAGCAGACAGGUGAGUACGCCACAGAUGAUGAGGAGGCGGGGCCUACCGUGGCGAGCGGGGAGAAGAGCAUAGAGGUGUUCGACCUGCCGGAGACUGACGACGUCCUGUCCCCUUCCGAUUUAGACGCCACUAAGCUGUACCAGAAAUUCAGAGAGCUCCAGAUCAAACACACGGUGACCGAGGCCGAGAUCCAGAAGCUUAAAAACAAGCUUGCUUCCGUAGAGAGGGAGAAGCAACGCUGGGAGAAAGAGAAGAGCCAGCUGAAGGCCAGCAUCGAGGAGAACAAGGAAAGGAUGCUGAAGCUGGAGAGCUACUGGAUCGAGGCGCAGACCCUCUGCCACACUGUCAACGAGCACCUGAAGGAGGCCCAGGCGCAGUACCAGACCUUAGAGAAGAAGUACAACAAAGCCAAGAAACUCAUCAAGGACUUCCAGCAGAAGGAGGUGGAGUUUGCCCAGAAGGAGGACGACGAGAGGAAGCGACUGGAGGAGGCCGAGAAAGCUCACCUGGCUGAGAUCCAGGAACUGCAAGUCAGGAUUGCAACAUUGGAGUCAGAGUUGAUGCAGCUGAUGAAGCAGAACAACAUCCAGGUCAACAACAACAACAGCAACAGCGCCGAGAGGCAUCGUGCUCUGCCGCACAGUCCCAUCAAAGCUGCAGCACAAGGCAGAGACCUGAGGGAGGGCUCCCCCCACUCACCCAGAAAAUUGAAGGGCUUGAGAGGAGACAGCAUCAGCUCGACGGAGGGAGAGGUCUCAGAGGGGCGCAGCAGUCCAGCCCACAGUCGCUCUGGUUCCAUUCGUAGUGCGUCCUCUGUUGAUGGAGCGGCCCCCAGGGGUCCGGCCAGUGCUGAAGGCUCCCCCCGGCGACUCAAUGAAGGUUCUCUUGCAACGUCAAGCCCCUCUCGACGUGGGGAGGAGCAGAGACCCGCCCCUGAUUCUGGUUGCGCAGAGCCAUCAGCGGAGGACAGCACACGGAAAUUCAAGACUUUGUUUACACGGCCACACUUCUUCUCCUAUUCAUAUUACCUGGGACCCACUAUGAGUGAGGAUCUGAGUGCCAGCAGCAGCAGCUCGGUGGAGAUCAGCGGGCUGCUCAGCGAAGCCAAAACGUUGGGACACAACUUGGCGCUCUCUUCUGAUGAGAGUCUGGAUAUGAUAGAUGAUGAGAUCCUAGAUGAAGGCCGGCUUUCGAAGCAGUAUCAGUGGCAGAACCGCAGCGUAGCAGAGUGGACCAUUCAGCAAGUGUCCCGCUGGCUCAUGGGCCUCAAUUUAGAACAGCAUAUCCCAGAAUUCACUGCCAAAAACAUAGAUGGAGAACAGCUGCUACAACUGGAAAGUGCUGACCUCAAGGUUCUUGGAGUCACUUCUUCCCAAGAACGCACCUUGAUCAAGAAAAAGAUUAAGGACCUUAAGGUUCUAAUGGAGAAGACGAAGAGGAACCGUGAGAAAGUGGAGAAACAACGUGAGAAACUCCGAAAGAGAGAGCUGGAGCAGCAGCAGAAAGAAGCACGAUAAGAAAGCCUGUAUCCCAUAUUUCUCACGGCUCUGCAGUCAUCGUCUUUGCAGGUACCGAAAGUCAAAAGGCCCCACAAAUGAACCCUGUGGGACGCCAUCUAACAGGUUUAAGCUCCAAAGGACAUUUUCGGGAGAACUUUUUCUACUAACGAGCAAUUUAAACCAAAACAAAAAGUUGGGUUAAAGGAUUCUGCCCUUUCAUUUUGUCUCAUUUUACAUCGAUUCUUUUUAGGCAUUUACAAAAUGACUCUCUUCUAUUUAUUUUAAUGUUUGUUGCUGUUUGUUGGUUUUAUUUAUUCAUCUUCAGAAUAUGUGAAAUAGUCAUCUUUAUCCUAUAUCCUCUGCAGAGCAACCCGUGUUAGCCCUUCCAGGACCUUUCGAUGCAUCAACCCUGUACAGUGAUGAUUACUGAUGUGCCAUUUUAAUAAUACUCAUCUUUAUGCUACUCUGACACGUAGAUCACUAGUAGAACUUGUAAUGAUUUGACAGAAGCUGGACCAUAUGAGGCAGUGCUCGGAUAUCACCACUAGGUGUCGCCAUGCUGCUUUGUUUCACUGGAACUUUCCAACACUGGAAGUGCAAAUACUGUAAAUGUAAAGCAGCAUAAACGCAGCCAAAACUUUAUGACUGCUUCUAUCGGAGACUUUUACGGGGAAAAUUUGUAAAUGACUAAACCUAUUCCACAAAAAACAAAUACAAAAAAAAUCACCUAAUACUUCCCUGAUAUAUACAGUAUACUGUUGCUUGUAACCCGCUUCGACCUCUUUUUGUAUUCUCUUUAAAUACCCAAAUGCUGCCUUUAGAAAUUUUAGAAAAUUUCACCUGCAGUGAUCAUUACUUUUUUUUUUCCUGUCAGAAAAAUCACAAAUGAUGUAAGACUACAAAUAUUUAGGAAGGCAGCCAUAUACAGUAUAUAUAUGAUGUAGAAGGUUCUCCUCUGUUCUCAGGCAUUGUUGUACAAAAUCUCAAUAUAUACUUUGAUGUUACACUGGAAAGGACAUGCAAGUCAUUUUUUUGCAUACCAGAGCAACAUUGUUUGACUUCUCUCUGUAGUUUGGGUUGUGAAGCGACGUUCCCUGUGUCACGUCCGCAUUCCUGUGGAUCAAUCUGUGGGUUUCCAACAAACACAGACACAGCGCUGUCAUCGAUAUACAGAUGAUUUGUGUAUGCUGACUAAGAGGAGUACUGAGGAUUCCGACUAGAUGCUUCCACGCAAUGAUGCAGCCCAGCUUUAUUUAUUUCUGUAUUUAAACAAAAUCACAAAUAUUUUUCCUGAAUUGUGAAAUUACUUUUCCCCAAAUGUUAUAUAAACUACUGUUUAAAAUGAAAUAGAAAUUAGCAAAAAUGUGAAGGCUUUUCAGGAAGGAGAGAACUAUGUGUUCCAUUGUGCUUUUACUUUUCCUGUCAUCCAUCCAUACGUUGCUCAAUAAACACAUCAUAAUCUAUUAUUCUAUAUUAUUUCUGUUCUAAUGAGAUCUGGUGCAUUCAAAUGUGAGAAUGUGUACGGGAGACAUUUUUUCAUGCAAUUUUUCGCACCUGGUGUGAUGAAUCCAACAUAUACUGAUGAGACACUGGUGCUCAUGGCAGGCCAAAACAAAAACGUGUUUGAGUCGUGCCCAAUAAGGGCUCAUUUGACAUUUGUCUUUCACAUAGUUGCCACAAUGUGCUUAUGUUCCUCUUCCUUUAUCUUGCUCAAGUUUUUGCAUUCUGAAAAAGUUUGAAAGGGCAGCUAUGAUUAACCUGUCACACCCAAUAAAAUGUGCUGUCACU